AUGGCAGCCACAGAUGAGUUCCUGGGGCUGGAACUAAUUAAAGCAUUACCUCUCUCAUUUCAUACAGCCAAGGAGUUACAUAAUCUUGCUGAGCUGCUGCCUUCUGUUCCAAAAUGGCAGUACCACAUCAUCUCAACAACUCAUCCAACAAAGCAACCUCUACAUUUUUACUGGCAUGAUCCGUUAGAUUGCAUUGAAUUGCUUUUUAGUAACCUGCUCUUUGCCAAUGAAAUCGAUCUCACUCCUCAACAUGUGUAUGAAACAGCAGAACAUGCAGUACAAAUUUACAGUGAAUGGAUGACAGGGGACGCAGCAUGGUCAAUGCAGUCACAACUUCCAGAUGGUACAACAUUAUUAGGCAUAAUACUUUCCUCCAAUAAGACCAACAUUACCAACAUGACUGGGGGACGUGUUGCUCACCCGCUCCUGAUCAGCCUUGCCAACAUUAAGAUGGUAACUCAAAACAAGGCAUCCUCAAAUGCUUUCCUCCUGACAGCGCUGCUUCCAAUUGCUGAAUUUCUGCAUCCAAUGAAGCGGAUGCAGAGUGUUCUUGAAGCCUGCUUAGUCCACCAAUGUCUAGAUAUUGUGCUAGAGCCGCUCAAGCAAGCUGCAUACAUCAGGUGGAUGAUAUCAGACCCACUUGGAAACCUCAGAUAUUGUUUUACCCCCUUAGCUUCAUACAUUGUCGAUACACCCAAGGCAUGCAUGUUCACAUGUGUUUUGAGGAAAGACCUUACCCAUAACUAUGGCUAUCUUUCAAGUAUUGUUUGUGAUCCUCUCAAUGUCGAAGUCUAUUUUGACACAUGCACUACCUUCUGCCUGAGUGGUGUUGCCCAACCAUUCUGUUGUGAUUGGCCACUUGCAGAGCCACAUCUGUUUUUCACUCCUGAACCCCUGCAUCACUGGCACCAUGAGUUCUAUGACCACAAUCUAAAGUGGUGUCUUGCAGCUGUUGGCUCUCAGGAACUAGACUUUUGCUUCUCCAUUUUACAACCACUCAUGACAUUCCGACACUUCAAGGAUGGUGUUUCAAAGCUUAAACAAGUCACUAGAAGAGUCCAGCAUGACAUGCAAUGUUAUAUUGUUGCUCUCAUCACAGAUGCAGCCCCCCAUGGCGUUGUCAUAGCUGUUCGCACGCUGAUGGACUUUCACUACUUAUCGCAAGCAACAACAAUCAAUGAAACACACUGUCAAAAGAUUCUUGAUUCCCUCAAGGAAUUUCAUAAACACAAGCAAGAUAUCAUUGCCUGCAGCGCGCGUCAAGGUGCCCAGAGCAAACAGGUCCUCAACAACUGGUAUAUACCUAAGCUGGAGUUGAUGCAAAAGCAUGCCCAUAUCACCCUAAUCAAGGAUCCUGCAGAUUCCUCCAACAACAUCAAUUAUGAUACUCAAAUAUGCUGGUUUCUUGAUCGCCGAGAAAAGUGUCAAAACUUUCAGAUCACAACAUCAAUAAUUGCUCAGUCACAACCACAGUCACAAGCUUCUGCUUCUCGAAUGAUAGAUGUUGAUUCAGAACAUUAUGACUUGAAUGAAGAUCUGGACGUUGAUGAAGUACAUUUGCAGGCAGUUUGGGAUAAUCUCUGUGGGCUGAAUUGUGUAGUGACCAAUUUCUUCAGGAAGGCAGAGCAAGCCUCUUCAAAUAUCAAACUAGCCAGACCCCUCCACACAUUUGUGGUUAGUGCGACAGCAAUUCACUUAAAUUUUGAUCCUUCCAUACAACACAUACCAGUCAAUGUCGUCUUUGAAAAAUUCUCUCUACCUGACUUGCGGGAGCGCUUGCCAACUAUAUUCAACAAGAGGGUACUACAGCUCAGAAAUUCCACUUGCUGGGGGGACAACGCCGAGCACCGCCCAAUGCACCUCUUCCAUUUGAUGACCUUAUGGUCUGGUUCAAAUCAACGUGUCUCCUCCAAGCGCAACUUGGAACCUGCAAGUGGGCUCAAAGGCCAUGCUGUUGUAGAGGUGCACCUUAUCAUGCAACCACUUCCUUCAUGA
Molecule: messenger RNA, 1995 nt
Organism: Suillus bovinus
Lineage: Eukaryota; Fungi; Basidiomycota; Agaricomycetes; Boletales; Suillaceae
Exons: 8
Coding region: 1-1995 (664 amino acids)
Source: RefSeq, a predicted model, not a curated record